This is a messenger RNA of Echinostoma caproni, 249 nucleotides long. The record is from the annotation of a GenBank genome assembly. NCBI's taxonomy places the organism in Eukaryota, Metazoa, Platyhelminthes, Trematoda, Plagiorchiida, Echinostomatidae.
AUGGUGGUAGCGGAAACUGACGUGAAAUUCCCAAUGAUUAAGGAACUGAAGAUCCCACCGCCGGCUUAUCUGAUUAUGGAGAAAACGGGGCGAUUGGCUAACACAUGGAGACUGUGGCGAACACAGUAUGCAGAUUUUCGUGCGGUGACAAAGACGGACCGCGAAUCCAGUCCCGCACAAUUGGCUCCGUCAUACUAUCGACCCGGCUGCUCCGAUCAUCAUAAAUGGAUUCAUGCACAGUCCGGAUGA